UUUCUUUAUGAUGCCACAGGUCCCUCUGGACAUGCUGCUGCCUGGCCAUGCCUCCUUUCCCUUUCAUCUUUCUCACUGACCAAUGGGCUUGGAGUAUUAAGGCCACGCCCCUAUUCUGCAUUCUAGUGGGGCCCUGGUUAUGCCUCCUGUGGCUCAGUUGCACAGCUGCCUGGUAGGUGACUGGAGGCAUUCAGCAGUGCUCACUGGGAUUUUGCUGAUGUGGCCCCAACCCCACCUCCCUCCCCACCCUGUGAUGUCAGAAAAAACACAACAGGGGAAAUUGGCUGCAGCCAAGAAAAAGUUAAAACAGUUUUGGUGGAGGAAGAGCCCUGGCAUUCCAGGAGGAAAGAAAAUCAAUGGCAAUAGCCCUGACACAGCCACUUCUAGUGGUUACCACUCACCUGGGGAUUCAGCAACAGGUGUGUACAGGGAGGGCCCUGCGUCAUCUACCCUGAAGGAUCUGGAGAGCCAGUACCAACAACUAGAGGUAGCCCUGGAUUCAAGCUCCACAAUAAUCGGCCAACUCAGCAAAAACAUCAAUUCACUGGGAAGAGCUCCUCGAAUGUUGAAGAAGGGGAAGUCCCGAUUACUGAAGCUCGGGAGGAGCUUGUUCAAGUUAAAACACCAGAUGGCUGAACCCCUGGCCCCAGAGCCCCCAGCAGGACCCUCUGAGGUGGAGCAGCUACAGGAGGAGACCAACCACCUAAAGAAGGAGCUGGAGAGCGCAGGAAGACGGCUCCAGGCCGAGGUGGAAAACAACAAGAUAUUGACUCUCCUGAACACCAGACUGGAAAAGAGGCUACAUAGACAGGAGAAGAGGAUACGAGAACGGGAGGAGAGUAUACAUGAACGGGAGGAGAGUAUACAUGAAUGGGAUCUGCAUACAUGGGAAUACGAGGAGAGGCUAUGUGAAUGGGAACAGAGGCUAUGCGACUGGGAAGAGGGGCUACAUGAACGGGAAGCGAGGCUGCGUCAGCAGGAGGAGCUGCCAGGGCAGGAGAGGCCGCGGGAGCUGGAGAGGAUGCUGGAGCCGGGGUGGGAAGCCCUCGAUGAGGAGUGCGACGAGCCAUCCAGCGCCUCGGAGGAGCUGAACAAGACUGUACAGCUGGUGAAGCAGAAAGUAAAGGAGAAGAAGCCGGGUGAGCUGAAAGAGAUGGUAACCUCUGACCCAUCCAAGAAGGGCUGGGAGGCGGGCACCAGCCUCUGGGAAGGGGAGGUGCCAGGCCAGAGGCAGCUGCAGCCUGGGGGCAGGUGA
Molecule: messenger RNA, 1255 nt
Organism: Nomascus leucogenys (northern white-cheeked gibbon)
Lineage: Eukaryota; Metazoa; Chordata; Mammalia; Primates; Hylobatidae
Source: RefSeq, a predicted model, not a curated record